AUGUCUUCACCGAAAGGAACUAUUACGUUUGGGCAAUGGGUAAAGCACGUGCAAUAUGAAAUGAAAAAUGUGCAAAAUUUAUCUAAGAAUGCCUGUGCUCACAGAACUAAAAUUAGCUAUUUAUGCAAUCAGCUUGCUAAUUUUUCAAAAACAAUCAGUAGCUUCUCGAUGGAUCCUCGAGUUAUGCCAGAUGAUGACACUGCAGAGUUCCAAAACUUAAUUCAAAUACUUUCUCGCUUCUCAGAUUUAAUUCAAAAGCAAUCAGAAAAGUACUGGAUGGAUUUCUUCCUCGAGCACGAUAUUAACUAUAUUACAGAUGAACUAAAUAAAAUCAUUGCAAGUUUUAACAAAUCCGUCAUAAAACUUAAAUUAACGGAUACACCACCUUUAUCAUGGACAGAAUUCCAAGAAAAGUCAAACAACGUCCACGAUUUUGGCAUUCUUCGUCAACUAUUGGAAAAUAGCGAUCUACCAGACAAAGAAACGAAACUUCGCGAAGUAAAUGAUCUCCGUGUCCAACUUGCAGACGAAAUUGGUAUCGAUAAUCCAAAGUCUAAAAUCCUCGGACUUCAAGAAAUACAGAAAGGACUCGCAUCCAUUGAACAAUGGGAUAUCGAUCCGGCAGAUAUCAAAUUCCAAAAGAAAAUUGCAUCUGGCGGUUUCGGAGAUGUCUUCUUAGGUGUUAGAGUAUCCGAUGAUACAGUUGUUGCCGUCAAACGUUUACAUAAUCAACAAUUUGAUAAAGAAGGUCUCGAAAUGUUCAAAGGCGAAGUUGCCAUUUUAGCUCAUCUUCGUCAUUUCGCAAUUUUACCAUUUGUCGGAGCAUGUACAAAGCCACCUUUCUGCAUCAUUACAAAAUUCAUGAGCGGAGACUCAUUAUUUGCCCGUUUACAUGCCAAAGAUGCAAAUUCACGUCUUACUCCUACACAACUCUCCAUCAUUGCCCUUGGAGUUGCCUAUGGUAUGCAAUAUCUCCAUAGUCAGAACAUGGUUCAUCGCGAUCUGAAGUCAUUGAACAUUCUUUUGGAUGAGGACAACCUUCCUAAGAUCGCAGACUUCGGCAUGGCCCGAACAAAGACUUCUAAUAAUGAGAUGGUUUCGGGAGGCAUCGGAACUUCACAAUGGAUGGCUCCAGAAGUCCUUAUGUCGCAGAACUUCGAUGAAAAAUCCGAUGUAUACUCAUACGGCAUCAUUCUUUGGGAAAUGCUGACAGGAGAUGUACCUUACAGAGGCCUCAGAGACAUCCAAGUGGCCAUGACAGUUAUCAACCAAAACAAUCGUCCGAAAAUACCAAAAUCUUGUCCCCAGAAUUUGGCCAAGUUCAUCAGAUUGUGCUGGCACUCUGAUCCACAUAAAAGACCAGAUUUUACAACGAUUGUUCAGACUCUUGAGACAGGAACAAUCUGUUUCCCGAACACAGACAUUGAUGAACUCAAAGCUUACGUUGCACAGCACCAAAGCGAAUCGAACAACGAAGGAAACAGCCAGAACAGCAUCGAUAUCGAUCCAUUCGACAUGACAGAUGAAAAAAUCGAACUUUUGAUCAACGAAUUCAAAGAAGAAAACAAGAUUUUGCCACUUUUGAAUGCAGCAAAGCAUCCUGACAAUUUGAUGAGAAUCACUCAAUUCGAUUUCAUCCCCAUCCUCGAAGAGAAACUCAAGAACUGUCCUGAUAACAUCAGACAUUUAGUUAUAGAGUUAACCGCUUUAAUUAUGGUCGAUGAAUCGACUAGAGCGGCAUUUCUUGAGAGAAGUGGUUCUAAAAUAUUGUUGGAUACAUUGGCAAAACAUUCCGUUUCUUCUCUGAACAAAAUUGUCGAUUGUUUGUCAUUGGUCGUUGAUUCAGAACACAUCAUCUUUUCUGUCCAACAUUUGACAAAUUUGACACCUUUGUUGUUAAAUGUCGAUAACGCUGUCAGAUUGACAACUAUCAAACUUAUAAAGAAGAUCAUUGUCAAGCACUGUUUCGAUGAUGACUCCAUCUUCUCAGUAAUCAUUGAGAACUUACUGAGAAACACAGAACCAAGUAGUACAACGAAUAUUUUGAUUGAAGCUUUGGAUGUUUUGAUACAAAUCAUCGAAUUCGAAGCAGCAAAAGCCCAAUUAAGAUGCGUUGAAGGACCAGAUAGAAUCAUCGCAUUACUCAGUCUCCAGAACCAAGAUGUUUUACUGGAAUCAUUGAGAUUGUUACAAAGUCUUUUCGACGGAACAAUUCCUAAACAAAGAACAAUCAGUGAAUUCCUUGAUAAAUUCAUGAUGUUGUUAGAAACAAAGAAUCCAAACAUCCAACUCGAUGCAUUGAAUGCUAUUGCGACAUUGAUGGACAACACAUUAGUUUAUAAAGAAGUGUCUGCAAUCAAAUCAUUCAGUGAUUGCUUCGUUUCAUGCAUAAACAGUGAAGAUUUGACUGUCCAAGUUUCAGCACUUCGUAUCUGUUUUGCAUUUUGUGUUAAUAUCAUCACAGAAAAUGUUUUCGAACCAUUGUUGCCACAUUUGAUCAAAUUAAUGAUGAGAGAAACAUUUCCUGCCAUUCUUUCCUCGUAUUCUACUGCAGCAAUCAUUGCAAGCCAUGAUCCGCAGAAACUCCUCGAUGAAGAACAAAAAGAAGAGAUACACAGCUUCGUCGACAACGCUCUGACAUUGGAAUCCGAUCUAACUGAGCCAGCAAUUAGAAUUGUUGGUGUUUUGGCGUCAACAAUGAGCGGAUCCCAAAUUUUGGAGAAAUGGGGAACAAUGGAAAAAGUUGCAGAAUUAAUGGAUAAUGCCAACGACAUCUUCCCUCAUUUAGCUGUCAUGGCGAUGGCUUCUAUGUCCGCAACAUGCCCAGAUUCGAAUGUUAUGCAUGAAGCAAUUCCGAAAUUAAUAGGUGUUGUUAAGGACCCUAAUUAUGAAGGUUACCCCCUCAUUUGUUUGAGUAACAUCACUGUUGUUCCAAGGAAUGCAAGAGAAUGCGCCAAAUACAUCAAAACAAUCUUAGAAUGUUGUUUGAUGUAUCAAGAUGACAGAUUUGCUACACAAAGAAGUUUAGUAACUGUCUACAGAAUUGUUAUGACACCUGAUGUCGGAGAUUACUUGUUACAAGAUCCAGAAACAAUAGAAAUAUUCAUGGAAUGCGUGAAGACAUUGUGGGAUACUGAACAUGCUCCAAUUUUGUUCUCUAUCAUUGAGAAUUUGACUCAGAUUCCAAAUAUUUGCUCUUCAUUGAAGGAUUCAACGUUGGUACAGUUGAUUCAACAGAAUCUCGAUAAGUGCUCUAUCAAUGAUCAGAAUAGACCAAAGUUCAUUAGAAUUAGAGCUACUUUGAUGGCAAGUGCUUAA
Molecule: messenger RNA, 3318 nt
Organism: Trichomonas vaginalis G3
Lineage: Eukaryota; Parabasalia; Trichomonadida; Trichomonadidae
Product: protein kinase protein
Exons: 1
Coding region: 1-3318 (1105 amino acids)
Biological process (GO): protein phosphorylation
Molecular function (GO): ATP binding; protein kinase activity
Source: RefSeq, a predicted model, not a curated record